This is a messenger RNA of Coccomyxa subellipsoidea C-169, 372 nucleotides long. RefSeq lists its product as hypothetical. The coding region runs from base 1 to 372 and encodes 123 amino acids. The transcript is spliced from 2 exons. Lineage: Eukaryota; Viridiplantae; Chlorophyta; Trebouxiophyceae; Coccomyxaceae. The record is from RefSeq and is a predicted model, not a curated record.
AUGGCAGCACAGCCUGACCUGCAUCGCUUGAUGGAUGGCCCCGAUGUGUCCCUCAUGAGCUAUCCAAAUCUUGGCCAGAUCGCUGGGAUGCUGGGCAAGGACGCAAGCACUCCGUCCUCAGAGGCUCAGGCAAUGCUGGAGGCACCCAGCAGAGAAUUUGCAGGCGGGCUGUACUUUGAUGGACCCGCUGUUUUUGGCAGCCUGGUCCUUUUGUCCCUCAUGAUCGCGCUUGCAUUUGGCCGCGUGUUGGGCUUGGAUCAGUACCUCACAAAGCGGCUGAAGGUGUGGCGAGAAGAGAGGCGUGAGAGGGAGCGUUGGGACAUCAUAGAGGCGCGUAAAAGGCUUGAGAGAUCAUAUGACGAGGAGGAGUGA